Ruditapes philippinarum (Manila clam) is the source of this 1018-nucleotide messenger RNA. RefSeq lists its product as uncharacterized. Lineage: Eukaryota; Metazoa; Mollusca; Bivalvia; Venerida; Veneridae. Bases 151 to 567 code for a protein of 138 amino acids. Gene Ontology annotation, molecular function: protein binding. The record is from RefSeq and is a predicted model, not a curated record. The transcript has 2 exons.
GGUCAGAAAGGUAAGGCGUUGCGUAGAUAAUAGUUGAGGAUAGGAUAUAAAAGGGAAGACAAAGACGCUUUUUGCCGUGAUCCAGAGUGAAAGCUACAAACACCACCGCCAUUAACCUGCAAAGACGUGAAAGCGUGUCUUGUAUUAACAAUGAAUCCCGCUGAAUUCUUCUACGCCAGCUUAGAUAAAGAUGUGACUUAUCUCAAAACUGGCCAACCAAUUUUAUUCAAUUCAGUUAUUGACCCAGGGAAAUUGUAUGACGAGAGACAUGGUACGUUCAAGCCAAGACUUAGCGGAUAUUAUUGCUUCACCUUUACAGUUGGUACAAAGAAUACAAGUGAAGCAGCUGCAGUUCGUUUAGAAAUAAGUACAAGAAAGGUCGCCACUGCCGUUACAGACAUACCAUCAGCCACGGCAUCCCUUGUUAUCUCACAAGCAAGCAAUCAAGCAAUCGUCUAUAUGAAGGACACGGAUUUAGCAAGAGUCGUUAUUGAUCACCAUGACACCGGACCGAUUAUUGGAUUUGGUUAUACAAACUUUUCAGGCUUUCUUAUGAAAAAUGAUUAGAUCACAUUGCAAGACAACAUGUUGAAAUUUCGGGAAUCGAAGGAAAAAUGAAUAUUAUCUCUCUGACUUUUAAAGCGCUUUGCUAUGACAUGUAAACUUUCCUUUCUAUAAAUACAUCUGUUUCUAUACAAUAUUGUAAGUUUUCUAUAUGCUUGCUGUUAGGAUAGUGAAGUUGAACAUUUUUAGACAAUUGGUGACAUAAUGGUUUCAAACUUUUACCAUCGCUGUAUACUCGUGUGAUCAUAAUCUUAAUCAUUGAUUGAAAAAGGAGAAGAAACUGGUGUUUAACUGCAAAUCUUUUGAAAACAACAUACUUACUUUAUGAAUACUUUAGUGAUUACUUGUUUUUGAUACCAAAGAUAAUGAGAAAAAUGUGUAUUCUUUAUGACUAUUUAAUUAUUUCCAGUAUUUAUUUCUAUCUGUCUAUUGAAUAAAAACUCUUAAAACUGUA